This is a messenger RNA of Vicia villosa (hairy vetch), 3103 nucleotides long. RefSeq lists its product as uncharacterized. Lineage: Eukaryota; Viridiplantae; Streptophyta; Magnoliopsida; Fabales; Fabaceae. The coding region runs from base 221 to 2737 and encodes 838 amino acids. The record is from RefSeq and is a predicted model, not a curated record. The transcript is spliced from 16 exons.
UUAAAAAGUACUCCUCCAAUAUUUCCCUUCUUUGCUCAAUAUAAUUGAGGAGUUCUUUGACUACUUCACUCUACAGUUACACUCGAAUCUCUCAAAUCUACUGUUUUCAGAUUAUUAUAAACUUCAAACAUGCUCUCAGCCUCAGGUUCAAUAUUUAACUAAGCUGAAAAGGUGCAAACUUUACACAUUGCUUCAACUCUCUAAUUCUCAGUGGAUAUAAAUGAAUAUGGUGGAAUCAUCAGAUGUGUGUUCAACUGAGGAUGCAAUUGAGGUAUUUUUGCAACAUUUGGUUGAUCCAUUGUUGCCAGAAAAAUCUUCUGUCAAAGAUAAUCCCACACCUCCUCAACAGGAAACAAUGGCUAAACAGGUGCGUUCUGCUGUUUUACUGUACAACUACUACCACAGGAAACAACAUCCAGAACUAGAAUACCUGCCAUUUAACGAAUUUUGCAAGUUGAUUGUUGUUCUAAGGCCACCUUUACUGGCAUAUAUGCAAUUCAUGCAAACUUUUAAUGAAGUAGAGCUUAUUGAUGUGGAAAAGCAGCUAUCAUUAACAGAAAAAAUGAUCAUGGAUGCAUGUGAUGUUUGUAAAUGUUUAGAUGCAUCAAAGAAUGCUCCUAAUGUGGAGGGAUGGCCCAUUUCGAAAGUUUCUAUCCUUUUAAUCGACGGAAAGAAGGAGAACUGCUUUUUGCUGUUUGGUUCCAUCACCGAGGGGGUAUGGUCUGUAGUUGAAAAAAGUGUAGAUGCCUCUAGUCAAAGUUCUGAAGUUACACCAGAAAUGAAAAAUGCAUACAAAAGGAAAAGAGUCAUUAAAAAGUCUAAAAAAGAUGAAUUAAAAGUUGAUGAAGACGGACUUCUACAAAUUGGGUAUUCUGCUGUAAAGGAAGCCACAGGUAUCAAUAACACUGAUAUUAUGCUUUUGGAAAGCUACACUGUCUAUUCCCAAAGCAAAGAGAAGGCGGCUUCUCGCUUUUUUAUAAUGCAGUGCUCCCAGUCAGUCAAUCAGGAUAUUAUUAAAGUUCCCCUCAAAGAUGUAAUUGAAAGCUUGCAGGGUCCUUUGGUCAAAAAGGGUUCUAGCAGUUGGACGAUCACUCCAGCUGUGGCUUACUUCCACGUGCUUCCUUAUUCUGAAAUAAUCUCACAGUGCAUUUCUAGAAAAGAACCGCUGGAGCAGAGAGAGAACAAUGGAAGCUGUGCUCCCAGUCCAUGCGAUUUUGUCAAGAAGACCCAUGAAAUGGAUGUCAACGGAUCUUCAAUUUAUCCAUCUCAAAAUAGAGAAAAACGACAGAAUAUCACAAAAACUAUACAAGUCGGUGAAAAUCAAGAAAAAAACAAUGCAUCUGAGCAUUGUGACUCCAAUGGCUCUGCCAGUGCUAUUCAGGCUAUGAAGGUUGAUUCGAAAAAUAUGAUCAUCAAUGAAGGUGAAACCAGUGAUAUUGUGUCUUGCGGCAAGCUUUGUGCCAAUAGUCCAAAUACCUCGUAUGAAAAAGAAACAACAGAUGCCUGUACUCAACGAUUAAAUAAUUCUAACUCAGAUAUAGAGAAGCUCCAAAGUCUUCAAGAUUCUAAAAAGACACUGUCGCGAAUUGCCAUAUCUUCUCAAAUAGGAAAGAGGAAUGAUCUGGCUAUGAAGGAUGAAAAAGAAACAACUGAUGCCUGUACUCAAAACUCAAAUAAUUCUAACUCAGAUACAGAGAAGCUCCAAAGUCUUCAAGAUUCUAAAAAGACACUGUCGCAAACUGCCAUUUCUUCUCUAAAACAAAAGAGGAAUGAUCUGGUUGAUUCGACAAAUAUGAUCGUCAAUGGAGGUGAAACCAACAAUAUUGUUUCUCGCGGCAAGCUUUGUGCCAAUAGUCCAAAUACCUCGUAUGAAAAAGAAACAACAGAUGCCUGUACUCAACGUUUAAAUAAUUCUAACUCCGAUACAGAGAAGCUCCAAAGUCUUAAAGAUUCUAAAAAGACACUGUCGCGAAUUGCCAUAUCUUCUCAAAUAGGAAAGAGGAAUUAUCCGGCUAUGAAGGUUGUUUCGACAAAUAUGAUCGUCGAUGGAGGUGAAACCAACAAUAUUGUUUCUCGCGGCAAGCUUUAUGUCAAUAGUCCAAAUACCUCGUAUGAAAAAGAAACAACAGAUGCCUGUCCUCAAAAUUCAAAUAACUCUAACUCAGAUACAGAGAAGCUCCAAAGUCUUAAAGAUUCUAAAAAGACACUGUCGCGAAUUGCCAUAUCUUCUCAAAUAGGAAAGAGGAAUGAGCUGGCUAUGAAGGUUGAUUCGACAAAUAUGAUCGUCGAUGGUGGUGAAAGCAACAAUAUUGUUUCUUGCGGCAAGCUUUGUGUCAAUAGUCCAAACACCUCGUAUGAAAAAGAAACAACAGAUGCCUGUCCUCAAAAUUCAAAUCAUUCUAACUCAAAUACAGCGAAGCUCCAAAGUCUUCAAGAUUCUAAAAAGACACUGUCGCGAACUGCCAUAUCCUCUCUAAUACGAAAGAGGAAUGAGCUGGCCCUUCAGCAGCACAAAAUUGAUGAUGAGAUCGCUAGUUGUGAUGAAAAAAUUCAGAGAAUGCUAACUGAUGGGAAAGAUGACUAUGAAUCGAUGAUAGAAUGCAUUAUGGAAGGAUGUAAUGAUGUAUCUGUAACAAAUCAAGAAGGCAUGGGUGGACAACAAAGCUUCCCUCGUAAGAAGAGAGAUUUCUCAGAGCUGCAAAGUUCAUGCCAGGAUCGAGAUGGUGCUAUGUCAUGAAAACAGUUGGGUCCUACCAACUUAUCAUCUAUCUCAAUCAGAUGGUGGAUUCCCAGCUAACAUACUACUAUUAAGGGAGCCGAGAUUCAGAUUUCAGAUGAGGGUAACAUGUAGGGGAAAAUUAACCAAGCAAUGUUGGAAGCUUAGAAAUGCAUGCUUCUGUAGUAGUAGUUUUUACCAGUAGUUUAGAAUAUUAACAAUAUGAAGAAAACUGCAUUUUCAUAUGGCUGUAUUAUGUGGACUCAACAAUAACCAUGAUAGGGCAUGUUGUCAACCAACAUGUGUUUGAAUACACGAUGACUGCACGAAGCAAAUGACUCGUUGUAAUGCUGCAUAAUGUGUUUGUUCAGUGAUUUCCUGGAAAAA